AUGGCGGAAGACAUAUUCCAAGGCCUGCCACCCCCUUGUGCACCACCACCUCCUCCUAUUGAACAAUCUUUGAAUAAUAAUUCGACUGACGCCAAAGAACCUUUGCCAAAUCAACCACUACCAUCUCCACCUCCUGCUCUCAAGAGCGCCCUCAAACGCACCAAGCCUCCUGAGUCACAACCUGAAGCUACUGCUCCAGAAAAGCGCUUGAGGUUCAAAACAACAACUGAUGCCUCGGAAAUGCAAGUUAUAGAGGCCAUGCAGAAGAUAUCAUCCCAUAUAAGUAACCCGUUGAAGUUCAGUAAGGCGUCAAAGCUUGCUAUCCAGAUGAUUCAGGCUGGUAGUGUGAAGCCUGGAACCAGCAACUAUUUUUUUGCCAUUCUUGAAGCUGCAAUGUCGUCACUAACUUGUAAUGAGCCAUCAGUCCGAGCAGACUAUCAUGCAUUAUUUUCAGCAGCACAAGAUGCAGUCGAGUGCCUAGAUAAGAAGCAGAAAAACCAACUAACUGCGUGGACAAUCAGGGCUGUCAUGGCGAAUGAUUUGUUCAUUGAUGAUAGCUUUGUGGUAUUCUUCUUUCUCAUGCUUAAUUUUUUACAUAACCUUUUCAAAUGCCAGCCAAAGAAAUCAAUAUUUGACAGGAUGAUGUUUGAGCAGGGUUAA
Messenger RNA from Ilex paraguariensis (yerba mate), 660 nucleotides. The record is from the annotation of a GenBank genome assembly. NCBI's taxonomy places the organism in Eukaryota, Viridiplantae, Streptophyta, Magnoliopsida, Aquifoliales, Aquifoliaceae.